GCACAGAGGCUCGAGCAGAUCCCGAGCUAAAGGUUAGCUAGCAGCGACUUCAAGAAGAAAAUGGCGAUCACGCAGGACGAAUGCCUCUCCUAUUAGAUGAUGCAAAAGCGUUCGAUUUAUUAUUUUUUUUUUAGCCUUACCAGUCGGCUUUCCUCUUCCACUCUGUUGCACUUUAUACUUCAAUGAGAUUUGGAAUUGGAAGCCUUGCCACCAAAGAAACUGAAGCAUCUUAACAGGAAUCCACCCACAGAGGGACUGACUGUGGAUGGAAGAGAGCGAGAAACGGAGAGUGUGACAAGGAAGGAGGAUAAUACACAGCACUGGACAGAAGGACCGGUAAGAAGCAAAGUCCAGGAAAAAAAAGUCCUAAAUCCACACUGCAUUGCCCUUCCCAAAUACACCCAAAAACACACAUUAAGUGUUCCGCAAGUCGUCAGCGAUGCCAAGGGGGCCUGAUCAGCCAGCUGCCCGCUCUGAACAACCCGGCCUCUUCACCCCAGACCCUUGAGGUGAGGCCGUACCCGCUAAGAAGUCCGCUACUCCCUCGUCAACCUGGGAACCAGAGGAAACCAGUUCUCCAUUCAGCCCGGGGAGGCACUCAAGCCCAUUCAGGAGCUGCAGCCUCGUGCUAGCCUCGCAGGCAUGGCUCCCAUUCGGGAUUCCGUCAGCCAUUCUCCUAAUCAAACAGGUCUGGAACACCCUGGCUUGGACUCUCAGUAUGAGCCGUCUCCCUGGUCUUCUGGUUCUCCCUGCAGUAGCGACGGCAACAGCAACUGGGGAAAAGUGCUAGUGGACGGAAGCACGGACAAAGCCAACAACCCCUCCUCGACUAAUUCUUCUGUCUGGCCCCCUUCCUCUUCGUCCUUCUCUUGUUCCUCUUCUUCCUCCGGCUGCGGAUCCGGAUCAGACCCCGAGUUGGCGUCAGAAUGCAUGGACGCGGACUCUAGCCCCUCGACUGGCUCAGAGAAAAACUUCGGGGCGAUCGCUGCGACAACUGGGAUGAUGUCGGCAAAUGCGUCGUCCUCGGCGUCUUCUCCCUCCUCUGCCAUGAUGGUUGGUGUCUCGCUGAACGGAGACAGCAACGGCAAUAGUCGUCAGGUCAACGGAGGACUCGGAACAAUCUGUGGUGCAAAUAACGGAAAUAGCAACAUGACCGGACCGCCGCACUUGUCUGCGGCUGGGUCCGGCGGUAUUGACAGCAAUAACAUGGGUAACCAUAACAAGCUCGUUAAUAACAGCAGCGUUUGGGGCACCCAGCCAGGCAACACCAUCACGACUUCCAGCGGAAGCACCACCUACAUGAAUGGAGACUCCACUCCAAACACCAUACACCCAAAUGCCAACCACGGUGCCUGGUCGCAGAAUCCAAGCCCGAGCCCGUUGUCCCAGGGCCAACGGCCUCCACAGCCUCAGGGGAUGAAUUCAAAACUGGCUCUUGCGCCCCAACAGGGCCCCUUGCUGGGCUGGGGCGGCAUGGCAGCUCCAGAUAACGGCGCUAUGAUGGAAGACAUGGAGGUGAAUCACGGUACAUCAAGCGGCAACGUGUUAGGAAGCGGCAACGGCGGAAACGGUGGCCUGCAGCCCGCCAACCUUAACACUGAAUCAAACGGACCAAAUAACACUAUAACGAUGAAUACUACUUCUUCUUCUACUACUACUACUACUAACGCAACAAUGACCUCGAGCCCACCAAACUCCAUCGCCUCACCCCAGAUGAGCGGCGAAUGUUCCUGGGGUUCCAUUGGAGGCGGGAGCGGUGGUCUGCUGCCCAAUGGAAACACUUCAUCAGCACCCCAGCAUCCCCAAGGAGAAACGGGGCGCCCCGGAACUUUCGGCACACCUUGGGAUGCGUCUACCUGCUUCGGAGAUAAGGGCCCCCCGAAUUUAGACACUGUGAACCCACAAAGCGGGAACCCCCAAAUGUCCUCUACUGCUGCUUUUAAGAGUAAUAAUAACCACCACGGCGCUGGCGCACCGCGCUGGGAUCAAGGGCCGGCCGGUAACCCGAAUCAGUGGGGUGGAGGCGUCGGUUCAAAUCAAAUCCCGGGAUCCACAGGAACUGUAAACCAAACUGCAAUGGGCUCCAGCUUAGGGGUACCACGCCCUUGGGGAAGCAGCGCAUCUUCUUCCUCCUCGUCCUCGUCGACAUCCACAAAGAUGUCCGCCGCCGAGUGGGGAACAAGCCACGGCGGCAACCCCUCGGAUGCUGAAAGUCACAAAGGAAGCGCCGCGAACAACGGCUGGAAAAGCCUCGAGGACGACGCCAUGGGCAUGGGCGCCGGAGGACCCGGAAGUGCAAGCCUGGCAGGUGUGACAGGAGGCUGGGGUCGCUCUGGAGGAAGCGAGGGAAGCGGCGAGAGCUCCGGAGGCCAGUCCAGCUCAGACAGAGAGGGCAGCCUCUCCAAGGGAGGGAACCGAAGAAAAGCCAACAGCGCACCGUUCGCACCCGUUCCGAGUCGAACCGACGUGGAUCCGAGGGUCCUGUCGAACACUGGAUGGGGACAAACGCCCAUACGGCAGAACACCGCCUGGGAUGUCAAUCCCCCUUCUAACAAUCAGCCCCCGGCUCCCAGAUCAGAUGAAAGAAAGCAUAGCUCCGGCUGGGGAACAGGGCAGGCAGCUCCCAGCCAGACCUCUGGAGGUUCAGGCUGGGGAAGCGGCCCAGGUUGCGCAGGCUCGGACACAGGAAGCACCGGUUGGGGGGAUCAGAGAUCAAAUUCCGGGUGGGAUAACAAGGGCCCAGCGAGUGGAGGUGGCUGGGAUGAUGGAUCCGCUUACAAAGGCGGCAACAUCAGCAAAGAUGAAAGAUCCAAUACUUGGACUAAUGCGCCCAAACCGCAGCAGAGCUGGGCCUCCAACAGUGGAAACGGAGACGAAAGCUGGGGCAAUGGCGGCGACGGUCCCAGAGCGGGUUCUAACAACCACUGGGGCGACUCCCACAAAGGGGCUGGUUCAGUAGGCUGGGAUAGCGACAGCGACCGCUCCGGUUCUGGAUGCUGGAGCGAGCCGGGUCGCACCAACACCAACACCACCAGCAGCAGCAACACCUGGGGGGGAAGCGGAGGAUCCAAUACUCCAGACCAGAGCACUCCGAACCCUGGCUCCAAUUGGGGCGACCCUGUCCACAAAUCUAACCUUCAAAAUAAGAGCCAGAGCUGGGGGGAGCCGGCGAAGAAUCAGCAGGGUGCCCAGAACUGGGGCGAGUCCACUUCGAAGUCCUCUCAUGCUUCCAGCGAGUGGGGGAAAGGUCCGGACUCAAACAUGUCACGGGGCAACAACAAGCCUACAGGCUGGUUGGGUGGUCCGAUCCCCACAGUGGGCCCGAAGGACGAAGCAGCAACUGGCUGGGAGGAGCCUUCCCCAGAGUCCAUCCGUCGAAGGAUGGAGAUUGAUGAUGGAACAGCAGCUUGGGGAGAUCCUGGUAAAUACAAUGGCGGAUCUGUGAACAUGUGGAACAGAACGAGCCAGUCGGACCAGGACGGCACGAGCCCGUCGUCUCAACACCCGUCGCAUAGCUCGACACAUUCUUCUCAGCCGAUGCAGCCUCACGGCCAAGACAAAAGUGGCAGUUCUGGUUGGGGUGAUCCUUACCCCCCGCAGAAGGAGUCCUCAACAUGGGGCGAACCCUCUUCUGCGGCGCCUGUUACAGUCGACAACGGAACAUCUGCCUGGGGGAAGCCGGUGGACACUAACUCCGGCUGGGAGGAACCCACCCGGGAUAACCGAGAACCAGCAUCUGGAUGGGGAGGGCGCCAUAAGUCCGCAGGUCUCGGUUCCAAGCCGAUGGAGACCUGGUGCGGCGAGGAUGUGUCCAUGAGUAACAGUUGGGACCAGGAAGAGGAAGUCGAGAUUGGCAUGUGGACCAACAACCCGCAGGACAACAGGUCACAUGACCACAACACCUGGAACUACAAGCAUAGAGGAUCCAACAAGAUGAAUAAACCAAUCAACAAACCAGACGAGCCGUGGAUGAAACACUUCAUGAAUCAGUUCAACAACAUGAACUUUUCUCGAGAUUCUCCUGACGAUUGCAUGAAAACUGGUGUGGGAAUGGUGCAGGACAAGCGCAUGGACAGCAUGGGAGAUUUUAACGGAGUAAUGGGGAAGAACCCUGGGUCUCAACACCAGCUCCCCAAAGAGUCCACCAUGGAUCGCAGCUCUUAUUAUGACAAGAAUGUAAACCCAAUGUUGGCACAAGGCCGUGGUGGACUGCACUCUCAGCUCCCUCAUCCUAACUACCGUAACCAAGUGCCUCCUCCCAUCCUACCCCCUCAGGUUCCUCCAUCCCUGUUGAAAUACCCAGGAGGCAAUGGAGCCCUCAACCCUCUGCUGGGCCCUCAGCAGGUCGCUGUGCUCAACCAGCUCUCUCAACUCAACCAGUUGUCACAGCUCAACCAGCUGUCUCAGCUCAAUCAGCUGCAGCGUCUUCUCCUCCAGCAGCAACAACAACAACAGAAGGCUCAGAGCCAGAGAGUCAUGCCUGUGGGACGACAACCCGAGCAGACGCGUCCCAUCGGUUCAUCUCCAUCAAUGAUGCAGCCACCGCGUCAUCUCGACCCUUCUUUGCUGAAACAGUCCCCAGCCCUGAAACCAUACCUGGAUAACUACUUGCCCCACAACAGCCCUGACAUGCAGAAGGACGCCUCUACCCUUGGAUCCUUCAGCAACUUCCCUUUAAGCUUGAACUCUAACCUGAAUGUAUCCUUGGACAUGGGUGUUGGUACUAAUGCUGGCGGAGCUUUAGGCUACAAAGAGCCACCCCAGUCUAGACUGAAGAAACUGUGGGUUGCUGAUCCUCUGGAGCAGAACAGCAAAUCUGGUGCUAUUUCGUCAGGGAUGCGUCUGGAGGACUCCUUUUAUGACUUCCUGUCCCCUGGCCCAUCUCCCUUGAGUCCCGCCGGCCAAUCAAUGGGCUCAGUGGGUGAUGGCUGGCCGUCUCGUGCCAACUCCCCCCCGCCCCAUGGAAACACCGUCACCUGGCCCCCAGAGUUCCGACCCGGUGAACCUUGGAAAGGUUACCCCGACAUUGACCCCGAGACCGACCCUUAUGUGACUCCUGGUAGUGUCAUCAAUAACCUCUCCAUCAACACCGUCCGUGACACAGACCACCUCAGGGACAGGAACAAUGGGCCAUCCUCAUCACUAAACACCACGAUGCCUUCUAACAGUGCCUGGUCAUCCAUUCGUGCCUCCAGCCACAGCGGUUCCCUCACCAGUACAGCACAAAGCACUUCAGCCAGACCCAGUGAGUCAAAGUGGUCUCCCGGCGGUGGUUCUGUGUCUAACUCCUCUCUGGCCCACGAGCUGUGGAAGGUCCCCCUGCCUCCCAAGCCGCUGUCUGUGGCGGCCCCCUCCAGACCUCCGCCUGGCCUCACCAGUCAAAAGCCCAGCGCCGCCUCCUCCGGCUGGGAUGGCUCCGCCCUGAGGCUGGGUGGGUGGGGUUCCAGUGACUCCACCUACACACCUGGUUCCAGUUGGGGCGACAGCAGCAGCAGUGGCGGCAGCAGCAGCAGCUCAGGGAGAACGCAAUGGCUAGUUCUGAAAAACCUCACACCUCAGAUCGACGGCUCUACUCUGAGGACUCUGUGUAUGCAGCACGGCCCUCUGACCACAUUCCACCUCACCCCGCAUGGUAGCGCUGUGGUGUGCUACAACUCCAAGGAUGAGGCUGCCAAGGCCCAAAAGAGCCUGCACAUGUGUGUUUUGGGGAACACUACUAUCCUGGCCAAGUUUGCCAGCGAGGAGGAAAUAAACCGUUUCUUUGCACAAGGGCAGUCACUGGCCACUCCCUCCUCGGCCUGGCAGGCCAUUGGCUCCUCCCAGAGCAGGAUGGAUCAGUCCCACCCUUUCCCCAGCCGCGCUGCCGAACCCAGCCAGUGGAACAGCAGCGACCUCCACGCCUCCUCCCUGUGGGGCGGUCCCAACUAUUCCAGUAGCCUGUGGGGGAACCCCGGCGGCACCGAGGCGGCGAGAAUCGGCAGCCCUUCUCCAAUCACUUCCUUCCUUCCGGUGGAUCACCUGACGGGCAGCGGCGACUCCAUGUGACCCCGGGGGGGCUCCCCAUCAACGGCAAAAAGGGGGUCAGUGGAGCGUUCUCAAUAAUCAGCAAGAAUGAAAAGCAAAAGUAGUCGUUGUAAACGCUUACGGCGCUACUCGUAAUAUUCAACAAACAAAAAAAACGGGGUCACCCCCUGUGGAAAACAAGUUACGUUUCUCUCUCUAUCUAUCUCUAUCUGCACAUAUGUCCACUUUGUUUUAGCCCAAAAACAUAUCAGUCGAAAUACUUGAAUCCUGCAGGCCAAUUCUAUAAUGUGAACGGAUGGAUACUUGCUUCCAGGUAGUGCUCUUUCAGACCGAAAAAAAAGCUUCAAUCGAGCUCAUUAUUAUUAUUAUUAUUAUAUAUUUUUUUGUUUCAUUCGUCAUGUUUAUUUGAAUUCCAAUUUUUUUUUUUUUGCAUUUAUUUGCUGACAAUGUUGGAGUAUGAGCUUUUUUUAACUUUGCACUGAAUGUGUUUUUUUUUUUCUUCAGUAUAUACAGUAUAUAUAAUCUGCAAUAUAGAGGGAGCAGCCAGUUUUUCCAGUGUAGCUGUUUACUCAUUGAGGUCCUUACCGUGUAUGCAUGGAUGUACCGAAUGUGUGUGUGUGUGUGUGUGUGUGUGCGACUGUGUGCGCUCCUCUCUUGCCUUGGCACGCCUACCUUACGUGGAGUUCAAGAUCAACAGAUAAGUUGAAGAAAAAAAAAAAAAAGAGCUGACUUAGGAGAAUUAUCUGGUGAUAGUAAGUGACAUUUAAAAAAAAAAAUAAGUAUUGCACCAAUUUUUUUGUUUAAAAACUAAAGAACGUCGAGCUCUGCAGUGCAAAGGACUGUAGCCGCAGCUGGGACUAGCAAGCCCCGCCUUCCCUAAUAAUGUAGGAGGGCGGGGCCUAUCUAGCAAGCCCUCCCUUCACGCCCUCUAGCAAAGGGCAAAAGGGGGGGGGGGGUGGGAACAGCACUUUCAGAAUAGGCUUUCAAUGUUUUGGAGGUGCCACACUGCAACCUCUUGUUUACAAGACUUAGGAGGCGGAACGUGUGUUCAUUCUUCAUUUUAACGAGAAGACGGAGUAAAACAGAAAAAUGCAAAGAAAAAAGAUUUAAAAAAGUGAAAAAAAAACUUUGAAAAAAAGUCAUAAAAAUUUAAAAAAAAAAAAAAAAAAUUAUCAUGUAUGAAGACGAUGCUUUGUAACUCUGGGAAUUCGGAUCAGUGUUUUUUUUUUUGGCCAUGGUGUUGGUUAUUUGAAUUAUUCCUCUUUUUUUUUUUUUUGUCUGCUAAAAUAACCAGCAAUGGUUCUCAGGAAAUCAAGCCAGUUUUCCCCACCUUAUAGUUGACGGAAAAAAAAAAAAAAACACAUACAAAAAAAAAAAAAACUACUACUCCUUGUAGGAAAGGAAAAUCCAACUUCUAGCACUGAAAACUAUGUAUAGGUCUGUAAGUUUCUUUUCUCUGCCAAAUAACUGCUUUAAGCUGGAGAAGCUCAACACACUGCUUUCAGUAUGCUGUCUUUUGAGGGUUGGGGGGGUCCAAGUGUGUGUGUGUGUGUGUGUUUGUGUGUGUGUGUCUCCUCCAUGAUGUUCGAAUCAACAGUAUUGUGGGGAGGGAGUGUGCUGUGUGAGUGCUCAUGUUCUACAAACCAAGAGAAAGGCGAAUCUAUGCAUACUGUAGCUUCUCAUAGCCUACUGAGAGGCAUUUUUGUUUUCUUUAUUAUUAUUAUUAUAUAUAUAUAUAUAUAUAUAUAUAUAAAUAUAUAUUUUGGUCCGCGUCCUAGAAAAUAUUUUAAAUGUUUCAGUCAGUACCGCGACAUGCGAAAUACUUGCUUUUUAAAAUAUAUUUCGCUCUCAUUGCCACAGUGUUUUUUUUGGGGGGGGGAGAAGAAAGCGACAUGUCAUUUUUUUUUUUAAUUUAAAAAAAAAUUUUUUUUUUUUUUGUUGAAUUUUUUUUGAUGUUUUAAACCGUGCAAAAGUCGUCCACAUUUCAUUGCCUUGAUCCCAAUUGUGUCCGCAGAUGCAACAAGUCAAGUGGCUUCUACCUGUUUACAAAAGGAAUAUGAUUGUAUUGUUGUGCCGUGUUGCGCCCCCCCACCUCCUUUUUUUUUUUUUUUUUUUUUUUUUUGUGGGUGAUGGGGGGGCCCCCCCAUCUUACCCCUCAAUAAUGUGUGAAUGUAAGUCAAUAGAUCUUUAGCUGUGAUGGCUUGGCUCCUUUCAUGCACAAUUUAACUUUAAAAAACGACAAAAAAAAAAGCUUCAGUGCACGUGAGCAUUAGCGAAGCCAUGGACCUUAAACGAUUCAUUACGUGUGUAUUAUUUACCCCCCCACGCCCCCUUCCUUUCUUCCCCAUCUCAGCCGCUGUAGAUUUUUAAUUUCACAAGUACGACUCUCGUACUUUUUAAGCUGAGCAGUGACUAUUUAACAAAGCGUACGUAGUGACACAGAACCUUGAGUAUUAGCCAGACUUGACACGUGUGUGUGUGUGUGUGUGUGUGUGUGUGAGUGUGCCAGUAUUUCACCUGCGCUCUACCAAAUAAUUCAAUUAGUUUACUUAAUUCCACUUCUUCUUUUUUUUUUUUUUUUUGCUUAUUUUAACAAGAGGAACAUCUGAACCUUUAUUAUUAUUAUUAUUAUUUUUUUUUGUGAACUUAACUGACGUGUUGAACUGAGGAGCCUUGGAUUUUUGCACUUGGGUGGAUUUUUAAAGAGCGCAGAGCAAAAAGCCGAUUGGAUUGAACCAUCGGUUGAGGAGGCGGCGUGCGUUUGUUUGUGUGUGUGUGUAAAGUGGAGAAGUGUUAGUGUGAUGACGCUUCAGUGUAUCAAGUUUGAGUCAACCGCUUCUUUUUGGUCACUAAAAAAUAUGCAUCUCUUUUUUUAUGUUUAUUUUUUUUCUCUCAUAAUACAUCAGAAAAAAACGCCAAAAUAUUUGUAUGAUGUGGAGAAAAGUAAAAAAAAAAAAAAAAAAAAGGAGAUGCAUGUUUUCCACACCACACGGUGAAAAAGAGAAUCGGCUUUUGAUUGGUUGAUUGGCUCGUCAUUGAUAAGCAGCUUGCCUCCUGUGCCUGAUCCUGGAUCAGCUCGCUUGUCUGUUGGCUUGUUUUUUUAGCACUGAUCCCGCAUCGGUUUGACAAAUAAGACGUACAUACAUACGUAGACGCCCCUACUGAGUGGCCAUGUUGGAUGUGGCAAAUCUGUCCUAUAAACUAAAAGCAAGGAAAUUGACCCAAUACCUUUUUAUUCAUGCUCUUUAAUAUAUUUCAGCAUUAAAAAACACUUUUUUGUAUAGAAGUAUUAUUAACCCAGGGUUCAAUUCCACCCUUGGGCAUCUCUGUGUAGAGUUUGCACGUUCUCCCCGUGCAUGCGUGGGUUUACUCCGGUUUCCUCCCACAUUCCAAAAACAUGCUAGGUUAAUUAGCGACUCCAAAUUGUCCAUAGGUAUGAAUGUGAGUGUGAAUGGUUGUUUGUCUAUAUUGUGCCCUGUGAUUGGCUGGCGAACCAGUCCAGGGUGUACCCCGCCUCUCGCCCCAAAGACAGCUGGGAUAGGCUCCAGCACCCCCCGCGACCCUCAUGAGGAUAAGCGGUAAAAAAUGAAUGAAUGAGUUCUCCUAUUUUGUGUGGAAGUGGUAACUUUUUGGCUUCUUAUUUUGUCUUUCCCCACCCUCGAUCAUUUCAGUAUGGAGUUUGCAUGUUCUCCCCGUGCAUGCGUGGGUUUUCUCCGGGUACUCCGGUUUCCUCCCACAUUCCAAAAACAUGCUAGGUUAAUUAGCGACUCCAAAUUGUCCAUAGGUAUGAAUGUGAGUGUGAAUGGUUGUUUGUCUAUAUGUGCCCUGUGAUUGGCUGGCGACCAGUCCAGGGUGUACCCCGCCUCUCGCCCCAAAGACAGCUGGGAUAGGCUCCAGCACCCCCCGCGACCCUCAUGAGGAUAAGCGGUAAAAAAUGAAUGAAUGAAUGAAUGAGUUCUCCUAUUUUGUGUGGAAGUGGUAACUUCCCCGUGGCGCGACCGAUCCUGGGAAGUUUUAAAACUGUGUCACGCAGGAAAACCCCCCGCGGGACGUGUAUUCUACGAUAACCAAGAUGACCGACCAGCCCGUCCGCUGGUGAGUAAAGAUGCGUUCAAACGCUUCUGUAAACACCGUCAGCCUUGCUACUGUUUAUUUAUGUACCCCAAGAUACCCACUGUUGCUAAUUAUUCCCCGUUUGAAGUAAUACCACUGUUCUUAACAUUCCACGCUAGGAAAUAAGUCCAAAGUAUGUCGGAUUAGAAGUGAAAAUAAGUUGACGCCCAGAUUAUGAAAUGUAACUAUGCUAGUUAGCUAGCCUAAGCUAGCAAAACAUUGUGGUUUGGGUUUCGCUGCAGGACGUCGGUGUUCAGUUGUGAUUGUGACACGUUUCCCGGCCAAAUGCAAUCAAAAGCACGUUGUUGUCUUAACCUGUGGAAGGUGUACUGCCACAUCCAAUAUGGCGGCCACAGAAGGAUUCAUGGCUCAAAGGCCGCGUCUACGUAUGUAUGUCGGAUUUUGUCCUCCUCGAUGUCUCUGUCUGUGUCGACACUUAAGAUCGGGGGUGUCCAAACUUGGAAGAAUGGGGGCGUUAUUUUAAUUUUUAUUAUUAAAUUUUUAGACCAAGAUAUACUCAACACUUCCUGUUUCACUCGUUGCCGCCGAUGCUUUUUUUUUUUUUUUUUUUUUACAUUGAAGUUCAAGCGCCGCUGCAGUAAUAAACUUAAGAUUUGUCAGAUCAAAACAUGUGAUAUUAGCUUCUAUUGCUCAAGUGCGCUACUUUUCCGUUCCGGCACUCUAAGCAUCAUGGGAACUGUAGUUCUUUACACCGUCAAUAAGCCGUAAUCAUCGUUUAAACCACAGGCUUCAAAGCGUGUCGCAGUUUAUAGUCGGGGAAAUAACAGUAAUUAAAAUCUUAUUUCCGCAAAGUAUAAGUGAUUAAUUAAUCUGAAGCUUCAAUUAAUCAAGGCAUCGGUUAGGCUGUGUGUGUGAAAUUUUUUUUUCCGUAAAAACACAAAGGAAAGGAAGGCCGAAAAUGAGCACGUUUACAUUUUUUUUUUUUUAAAUGAAAAGCAUUACUUGAAUACCAAAAUAAUCGUUGAUUAAUGUAUCAUCGAUUAAUUGCUGCAGCUCUAGUCGGAAGGGAACAAACGGGCUUCUUAUAUUCGGGGCGGGGUACUGUUUUACUUUCCUAAUCCUUGUUUAACAUUUUAAUGUGGGCCACUAUGAGUUUGUUGUUGUCCCCCGUGCCGCAGGUUGGACACCCCCAACCCCCCUCGCAGGCUAGCUAGCAGACUUGCAUGUUACUCACUUUAUCUCCAUUUUAACGUAUGUAGUGUGUUUGGGAACACCAUUAUGCCAAAUUUGGGGGGCGAGGAAAGGGAUUACGGCGGUGUGCGUAUUUAAGAAUCCGGAUAAUGUGGCGAAUGCUUGAAGAUGAGCGAGUAUUUUAUUUUUUUUUUUUUUGCAACAAAAAAAACAAAACACAAAAAAAAAGGGACGAUGUAAGGAAAAAAAAAUCUUUUCAAGUGAGCGAGAACCACCUUUGAGCACUGUACAAUCUCCAGGGCUGCCAAGCAGCUUCCCAUGCAGGCGGGGAGGGGCGGGGCUGGAAGAUGAAAACGUGGGGGGGGGCUGGCAGGUGAUACUACUUUUUACUAUUUAAAAAAAAAAUAAUGUGAGUCUUUUUUUUUGGUUUCCUCUUGACUGAACUCUUCUGUGAGCAAAUAUUGUAACACCCAGUGGCAUCUAUCUUGAUCAAAAAAAAUGCUAGUUGCUUUUUUUUUUUUUUUUUUUAAAUCUUACACACAAAAACACAAGAAAAAAAAAGCAAACAUAAAAACUGUGAUGAUUCUGCUGUCUUUUUUUAGUAUGAAUAUGCGCAAAAACCCUGAAAAAGCUUUAGUCUAACCAGCACAAAGAUGAGGGUGGGUGUGUCGCUCAGAGAGACUAUGCAGUGGAGUGUCGAACCCAAGCUUCCAUGUCCAACUUGGGUUUUUUAUUUUAUUUUAUUUUUUUUAAUUUUUAAAUCCCCAAAAAAUCAAGAAAAAACAAAAAAAAAUGAAUGGGAUUCCUAAUAAUAUUCCUCAAACUUGUGCCAUCAUUGAAUCGUACUGCUACUAGUAAUUAAAAAAAAAAAAAAAAACCUAGCAACAGCCGGGCCAGUUGUAGCAGAACGUGUAUGGGGGGGCGGGGGGUCUUUGUUUUUCAGUCCCGCGACAAGACUGCUGAAAGUGCAAAUUUUACACGACUUUUUUAUAGAGAUUCUAUCAAUCCACCGUGUCUAGUUGGAUCACCUAUUAUGCACAUUGCGUUGGGAGACUGUUGAAUCUAUUAUAGAAAAAAAUAUAUAUAUAAGAAUCUAUACUGACAGCGUCUAUAAUCAAACCGGGGGGGGGGGUGUCUUCCUCUCCUCGAUACAACAGGAAGUAACUUUAUUUUCAAACGUCUUCCUCGGGUCAUCAAAGGAUUUUAUCUGAAUUUUUUUUUUUGGGUGGGGGUUUAUGGGGCGGGGUGGGAACUGCACUUUUUGAAGGACAAUCUUUAUUUGGGUAUGUAUAAAAAAAUUAAAAAAAAAACAAACAAAAUAAACGAAGUCGCCUGAUUUAUUACAAGGUGUAAAAACCAACUCCAGUGUGCUCUAAUAUGAAUGUCUCCUCUGAUGCUGUCUUGUUUUGGUUUCAUUUAAGAUUUUUACUUUUUUUUUUUUUGUUGCUUGGGUUUGUUCAGUAUUUUUUUUUUUCCUCCUUAUUUUUCUGAAUUUUUAGUGCUCUUAAGAGAAUCUGUACUAAAGGUGUAGAGUUUGUAGGUAGUAGGUCUUCUGUUGGCUGUACUCGUAAUACUGAUUACUGUUUGUAACCUCUGGCCCUUUUCAGCCAGCAUACAAAGCUGUAUAACUUGGGUACAACCCUCAAUAAAAGACUAACAAUCA
This is a messenger RNA of Doryrhamphus excisus (bluestripe pipefish), 12952 nucleotides long. RefSeq names its product trinucleotide repeat-containing gene 6A protein-like. Gene Ontology annotation, molecular function: nucleic acid binding. Gene Ontology annotation, cellular component: nucleoplasm; P-body. Gene Ontology annotation, biological process: positive regulation of nuclear-transcribed mRNA poly(A) tail shortening; miRNA-mediated post-transcriptional gene silencing. NCBI's taxonomy places the organism in Eukaryota, Metazoa, Chordata, Actinopteri, Syngnathiformes, Syngnathidae. The record is from RefSeq and is a predicted model, not a curated record.